CCAAGCAAAAGCAUAAGUAUUCAACCCAGGUUUCAAAACGACCCGUGAUCAGCAGCAGAACGGAUAGUCCGUGGUGUUGCACAAUUCGGGAAUUUCUUGGAAUGAAAAACCACGGAUAAACGAAGACUUAUUAUUUUCUUCUCCGUGAAAGCAACAACACGUCGAAAUACGGGAGAGAAGAAUAUACGAGCGACGAAAGGAAAAUAGGAUCAAAAGCCAACCACACUAGGAGCCGCAACAAUAUCGAAAAUUACUGUACGCAUUUAAUGUGUCGAGUGUCGUCAUAAGCAUCAGCUUCUCGCUCGUUUCGGAGUGUGUAAAAAUCAAGUGUCCGAAUGGAUAGAAGUUUGUAGAUAAUGAAACAAGUACGAUGGUUUACAGUUCAAAAUCGAUGCAGUGAAAAUCUUUGUGUUUCCUGGCGGAUGAAAUAAGUGCAAUAGAAUCGGGAAAGGAAGUGUAAUAAAGGUUAAGAAUUAGUGGGCAAAUAGUAAGAGGAUGCUAAAGCAUCUUAUCGGAGCUGCAGAAACACAAAUUACCCGAAGCAAAUGUCAAUCUGGGAAUAAACGUGUAAACCACCAAGUGAACCGUAUGGUGAAAAAGUGCAAUAUUACAGUAAUCGAUCUAGUCACCCAUAUGUGUUUUUGGGAAAUGUUAAUUGAAGAAGAUCAUUAAAAAAAGGGAAUCAUAUCGAUCUUUUCACAGUUUCACAGUGCGACCCCUUUGCUGUACUUAGUGGAAAGUGCGGUUUUUUUUUAAGAAAGUUUCUUUCGGUAGUGUGCAUUGUAUUCCUGCAUUCCUGAUGUCUCAGCAGGAAGAAAAAAAGGUGAAUAGUGCAAAUCACUAGUGCGUCUCUCUGUGUUGGUCGAAGAAGAAAGUUUCGCUCUGUAUGUAAUUCCGUGUGUAACAAAGAAUGAUGUGCCAUAUUAGUUUGUAUUUAUUAAAUUUGUAUGAUCGAAGAAACUGCCGAUGUUUUUCACUCCAUUUGUGUCGCAUUCGGUUGUAAGGGAGAAAACCAUAGUUCUAAAGUAUCAUUAGACAGUGUAAUAAGGUGGUGACCGCAAGGGAAAUAAACGAAAACAGGAGCUACAUCACGGCAAGCGAGACGCGGGGGCAUUGUGCAAUUAUUUAUGUACAGUGGCCACCAGGACGGUUUCCGCUGUGGUGGUGGUGGUGGUGGUGUGAUACAGCAAUCCUGUAGUGCAGCAUCCCGUAUCGUACGCGACGUCACGAGAACGCUUGGUUUGAUGUGCACAGAAUGCCCAACACAAACGAAAGCUCACAUUCCGGCACGACUACGACGGCGGCGGCGGCAGCAGCAGCAGCGGCAGCGAACGCCGGUGACGACCUCGGCAGCACAGACGAGGUGAAAGUGUUCAAGGACGAAGGCGACCGGGAGGAUGAAAAGGCUUCAUCGGAGAACCUGCUGGAGGAAAAGUUUAAUCUGAUCGAUCUGACGGAAAGUGCGGAAAAUCUGGUUAAGAACUCGUCCGCCCGCCAGGACCUUAGCCCUGCGUAUGUGCCCGCCAGCCGCUCCGAACCGACACCGAACAGUAGUGGUGCGGCAGCUGGGAGUGGUGGCGGUGGUGGUGGAGGUGGUAGCGGUGGAACCAGCAGUGCCGGAAAGCUUAACUCUCCGGACCAUUCGCCCGGUUUCAGCGGGAUGGGUUAUCUGCCACCGUACCAAUACUCGAGCGGGACGGCCAGCGCACUGCAGGCGGCCGGUUCGAUGGGCAAAGGAGCGCUCGGACUGUCCCAGUUCUUCUGCAAUGAGGAUGUGCUUUCCAAUCCACCGCCCGCACACUGUGGCAUCUUGCCGUACCAGCUCGAUUCGAAAGCGAUCGGUCUGUCGGCGCGGCAGUCGCUCUAUUCCUUCUCCACCAGCCAAUACCCGUACCCAUCGAUACUAUCCUCGAACAUGUUGCCCGUUCCACCGUCGUGGCAUACACCCUCCAUGUACUCUACGGCGCCCACCUUCCGCAAUUCUUACCCCUCCUCGUUACAGAUCUACACCACGCUGGCCAGCGAUCUAUACUCGCGCUACCAAUCCUCGCAGUCGCUGCUUAACUCGGUCCACUCGCACAACGUGCUUAACCAGAGCUUGCAGCAGGUGAAGCAGGAAUCGGGCGUGAGCUUGCUGGGGGCCGGAGGGAACGGAAUCGGACCGGAUAUCGGUGUCGGACAUAACUACAGCGUUCGGCAACACGUGCUCAGUCCGGGAAGCAAAUCGGCCGUCGUCGAUCUACCGCAGGAGCUGACGAAUCGUUUCGGUCGGGCACAGAGCGUUGGAAGUACAGGGAGUGGAGGUGGUGGUGGUGGUGGUGGUGGCGGUGGAAGUGCUAUCGGUAGCGGGGCAAGCAGUGGCGGAAGCAGUGGCAGCGGAACCGCCAGCGGAGGAUCGAAGAAAAAGUGUGCCGCCGAGCGGACACAUCAGCAGCAACAGCAAGCGCAACAGCAAAACCAGCAGCAGCAACCAAACCGACCCCAUAUCAAGAAGCCGCUGAAUGCGUUCAUGUUAUACAUGAAGGAAAUGCGCGCGAAGGUGGUGGCCGAAUGUACGCUGAAGGAGUCGGCCGCCAUCAACCAAAUACUUGGCCGCAAGUGGCAUUCGUUGUCGCGGGAUGAACAGAGCGUGUACUACGACAAGGCGCGCCAGGAACGGCAGCUCCACAUGGAAAUGUAUCCCGGCUGGACGGCACGGGAUAACUAUGGCUAUGGUUCGAAAAAGAAGCGGAAAGCAAAAAAGAAGGAUCAACUUGGCAGCGAACCUCCGAGCAGGCGUAAAAAAAUUUGUAUACGUAAUGAGGAAUCUGACAACUACGAUGGAUCGCGUAUGUCGGACGAAUACAUGGGAAGUUACGGGACGGUAGUGUAAUAAAACACCUCUAAUGCAUCUCCCUUCCUGACCGACCUGAGCCACCUUCGCGUGCCGCCACGUUGAGGGUCUUUGCUGGGAAGAUCUGGGCCCACACCUCCCGAAUACAUCCCAGCAACUCCCUCGCCACGGUAAAGGAAGCAGCAGCGGCGCGAUGAGAAACGCGAAACCUUACCCAAUAAGACUUCAAACGACACCGUGUAUAUGUGUAGGAACUAGCAGCAUAAGUGAAACAAUCGUUUGGGAGAGCAGUGCGUGCCAAGCCUAAGGAGAACGAAUAGUGGCGAUAUCUCUGUUAGCAUUUAGCGUGAGGAUCGGAAAAUGUUUUACUUUUAGACUCAGCCAAAGGGGGGAAACGACACUCACCACUCAGGGGUGGGGAAGUUGUGCCAGAACGAAUUUCUUACGUUUUUAGUCAUCUGUGUUCUAUUACAUUGCAUAAUGUGUUUGUAGGUGGUAGAAAUACUUGGCCAAAGAUAAUGUAAGCGGGGGAAUGAGAUAAUAGACACAAUGUAAUUGUUGAACAUAAUUUCAGUGCAAUCCUGCAACUCCUGACGAAUGCACGCCGAACACACAUCUCUAGCGAAAAAUUUUGGAUGGUGAUACUACACCGGAUACUAUUAAUUUCUGUUCUAAGAAAUUAAAAGAAACCUCCCCAAGAAAGCUAAUAUCCAUUUUGGAAUCGUACUUAAACCUGCCCUGAGUUCACCAAACAAGUAGGAAAAUGGAAGGAUCAAACGUUUGGGCAUUUUUUGAGUUCAAGCUAUAGUUGCAGGCAGUCUCAAUGAAGAGAAAUAGGCGUGCGUGUUGCCUCGAGGGGUCGAGCACACCUACUCAGUCGAAUUAAUAAUCAAGUACAGGGAUGCCAUCGUUGGCACAAAAGAAUAGGAAGAUACCACAGAGAUUAAAACUCAGAAUUUCUCUAGACUCUUAUGCACAGCAUUCUUGGAGCGUGUUAUAUUGUUUUUUUUUUUGUUUUUGUGGAAAUAUUUGGCAAAACAAAGGAGUUUUAGUUUAGUUUCCUUUCUGCAUCAUCACGUGGAAUCAUGCGUUGGUUUGGGAACCAGUGAAUAAACGAGCUAUAGUCAAUCGGUAAGUCAAUAUCAUCAUGAUGAGAAAUGGUUGCAACCUGUGUGGAGUCUUUUUACAAACAGCUAAAGAUGAUUCCAAAAUCCAGAGGUUAGAGAUCCUUGAAUAUACAUAUAUAUAUACAUAUUAUAUAUAAAGAUAUACAUUGUAGGUAUUUUUAGCAGAUAAGAGACAGAAAAGGGUUUUCUUUUCGUUUUUUGUUUUCGAUAAUUGCUGUACGAAGGAUCCCGAUCGGUUUGCAAAGAGCGGCAUAGACAUUGAAGUUGCUGGAGGAGAAUCGUAUUGAAUUGUGAACUAAUUUGACAUUUAGUUUUUGCUGCUUUUAGUUAGAGUCCCUCAAAAAAUGUAGAGUUAAAAAGUGUAUAUGACCUUAGUUUUACGUCAAAUCAUUCUCGCUAUUAUGUCUCGUUUAAUGUCGCCCAUGUGCCUGGUGUUCUGGCAACAAACAUUGCCCUGAAACGUUGGCUUAUGGUGCAAAUGUUUGUAAAAUUAAUAAGUCAUUCAAUUUAACUGUAAAAUUGUGUUUAUGGAACAAACAGAAGAAGAAAAAAGCCCUCCACGGCGUACACCGUUUAUCGUUAUCACCUGUCAAUUUGGAACCGUAAACAUCUCAACCGGAACUACGUUAAUUUGCGCUGGAGCUGGAUUUUCAUCACCGUUCGUUGCUAUCAUAAUGCUAGAACUGAUAACGGGGAGGGGUGGUAUAAACAUCGUGCCCAGGCUCUAACAAUAUUCGAGUAUUGCACCUUUCGCACAAUGGUAGCAGAAGAAUGGAUGGUACCGGAACAAGGCUAAUUAAAAACUUCCGCGAAACCGAACCGGAGUUCCCUCGGUAAUCAUCAUUCUUUUUUCAAUACCAUCUCCCUCCAUCGUGUCCUGGGUUUAGCCAGGACAGUUCUGCCCUGUCCAUCUCGUUUUGCUCGGUGUCGUGCGCCAUUUUGCGCCCUUAAUUUCUGUGGCCUAUGCCUCUGGUGCUCUGGUAGACGAGCGAAAUUGAACCUUCGGGUUUGUUCUACGGCAUAGGGAUCUGUCGGCGCCUGUAUCCUUCUUACCGUCGCAAGGGAUGGUGAAAGUAAGAAUGUAAUUGUAUGUGUAUGCGCCUCAGUGAGAAGGUGGAGUUGAGUUCUCGUCCCCGUGCUGAUGGUGUGCCGUUUGCAGUCAGCUUUAGUGUCAUCAUUAGAGGAUUCGCUAAUAAUCGGGUUCGCGCUCUGUUGGCACGGGAGUAACAACGGCGCUCUUAGACUCGUGGUUUUCGUGAGGGAUAGAUGAACUCAACCGAGGCUCUAGCGGGUUAGGGCUUUAACUAGGGGGAAAAAUAAAAUCUCCCUCCAUCUUUCUCGCUCUCUCCUCCCCGCUGUCUGUUCCACCUUCACCGCUUUACUAUUGUCGUCAAUGUACCCGGUAACAUCAUCUCAUCAUCGAAGCGAAGAACGAAAGAUGCUGUUUGUUCUGAAGUAAUCGAAAAGGGAGUAUCCCGGAAUACGAACGGUGUACACGGGGACCAAACCAUGCAUCAUGUGUUUCGAAUAAAUAAUUUUAAUCUUCUAAAUGAGAAUCGUGUAAAGGAGGGCAUUCGGGGUUAGAAUCUGCAGAACUGUCGUUAAAAAAACGACAAAAUGAUAGGAGCAAUAGAAGUUGUGGUUUAGAAUCUGUUAAAUGUUGUUGCCCAGUUAAAAGAAGCUAAUUAGAAGUAUAAUAAAAUACUUUUUUGCUCCUUUCAGCCAUUUUUUGUGAGCAAGAAAUAGACACUACAAAACGAAAUGGAUUAGCAUAUGUUGAAAGGUAACGAAUGUGAAGCAAAAUUACAAGUUGUUGCAACACACCAACACAAAAACCCUAGACCACGAUCCAUUUCAUCGUAACAUUUAAUAAGCGUCCUAGGCUUGAGGGUUGAGUGAAACGUUUCCAUUUUUUUCCCUUCGAAUGCGGUGGACCGGGUUGCAGUUAGCAUAAAAAGGGAUUAAUGCAUUGUGUGCAUCACCGUCGGUUCUUUCAUACACAAACACACACACACACACAGAGACGUGUCUUGCAGCGAAACAAUGCAGUAGAAUGCCGAACUGAAAUGACACAACUACUGCAUGUGUGUAGCGCGUAUUAUCAUCGUGAUGAAUUUACUUGCGAAAUGCGCUCAUUCAUCGGAGUGGGGGUUUUUUUUUAUUUUCUAUGUCAUUUUGGAAGUGAAGUGAGCGUAAGCAAGGCUACUACUAGUAGGUGCACCCUAUAUUCCACUUGUGUGCCAUAGACGCACGACAUGUAUGGGCCGCGCCCCGGGGAUGGGUUUAAUCUUUAAAUGAUUUCUAGGACGACGCGAAAGGGACGCCCGUAAGGGCUCAGCUCAGCAUCCCUUACACAGGGUCGGAGGGAUAGAGCGACGAGAGUGUGAGACACAGGGCCAAAGCGUAUUUACAACAGAAAGGCAAACAAAAGCGGCAACUUUUAACAACAACAAUAACAAUAACCACAGCACACGCACACACACACUCCCAUCCUGCCGUGUCUUUCGUGCGUCCAUAUAAAAGCCACAGUGAAAAGGUGGAAGAGCUCUAGCGCGAGCGAAAGGGAGGUUUUUUUUUGGGGGCGAAAAAUAAAGGAUGUAAAUAUAAUUGUAAACAAUACUUUGCCUCCAUUCCAUUCACUGGUUCGCGCACACAGGCAUUCAUUGCGUCACAGGCGUCCUCCAUCGUGAUCAAGUAUCUUGUAGGAACUCUCAGGUCGCAGGAACUUUUCUCAUCCAUUCGGCACCAGGAAGGUGAAAUCCUAUAGUACACACGGUGUGUAGGCUUUACAUACAUAUACCAACCAAAAGCGAGAGAGAAAAAAAAGCGCACACCGUCCCCGCGCACCCAUUUGUUGACGUUUUGCCGGACGGACCGGGGGGGGGGGGGGGUUGUUCAUGUAAACAGCAUAUGGCUUACGCGAGGAAAAACAUCAUCGUUUUGAUAUGGUUCAGCUGGUGCUAGACGAAGUUUCACGCGUGUUUUGCCUUACCGGGCAAAAGAAAAUGAAGUGCUUGCCUUGUAGUGGUGAAGAGUAUAAGGCGAAUAAACACAACUAAGGGGUGUACUACGGAAAGGGGGGCGGGGGAUGGUCCGGUACCAUUAGGCAAAGGAAGGAGGAAGAGUUGAAGAUAUUUUUCCCUCACGAAAGAAUGAGGAUUUACCAAUUCAUAAAAUGAUACGAUUUAUUCGACUUGAUGUAGUAAGAAGGGCAGCUCUGGAAUGUAUGUAGCACGUGGUUAUUGCUGAUUGUUUGGUGUCGCUCUUCAGUACACCACUUUUCUGGAAGAAGGUGAGAUUUGAGUACAAAUCUUUGCAUUUGAUUGACAUGAAGUUUCAUAGAGGCAAUUGUUACUAACAACAAACUGACUGAAGAUUACAAUUGAUGACUUCGGUCCACGAAAUGACCAGGAAAUUAGAAAUUGAGAGAGUUGACAAUGGGCAAGAUUGAACAAGAUUGAAGUAAUGGUUCCAUCAUAAACCAAAUAUCUAUUGAAAUCGAUCGAUCUAGCCAACAAUCGAUCAACAAUCAUGAGGAAAUGGAAAAAUUUUAAUAUUAUUAAACCAAAAUCGCUGGAAAAUUGAAACAGUUUCACAAUGCCUAAUAUUGCAUCUCUCAGUUCCGUCGUCUGCAGACACAAAUACGGUGUGUCGGAUGGAGUCGGUCCACAUUGAACCGUGUGUGGAACAUCAAACGCAACAACGGCCCAACAACACAAAUUUCCCAUUCACCCAUUUUCUAGCGAUUAGAAUAUGUUGACCAAACCUAAACUAAAAGCAUCAACCCAAUCCACCUAUCAGAUGGGAAACAGUUCAAGGAAGGAAAAGCGCGAAAGGAAAAGAUAAACUUAAAUAAACAAAUAUCAAUAUGUGAUGUUGUAUGGGGGCGUGUGUGUGUGUGUGUGUGCGUACUUCCCUUAGAUGUAUAAAUAACCGAAACAAAACAAAAACAAAAAGAUUAAUGUUUUGUUGUGAUGUACACCGAUUAUCUUUUUCCUCCCUUUAGACCGGUUGGACAAGAAGUGGGCGAAAAGCCAGACAAGGGGAAAAAAGUGAUGUUCAUGCACAAGUUUCAGUGUCGGCAUUUCUUUACAUAUUUCCCCGCGAAGAAAAUGGAACGAGUUUUACCUUUAUAAUAGAAUCGAAUUGUAACUGUUUCUACAGGGUGUAGCUGAAAGUGUUAUUAGACUUUUUUUUUUAAUUUGAUUCAUCACCUGUAGAAAAUGGCGGACAGCGAUGAUCAAAGAUCCUGUGGCAUUGAAUUUUCCAAACAAAAACAAAAAUAGGACUCAAGAAAGGAUUAUUCGGGUCGUUAUAUCAACGUGCUUUUACUGCUUUUUUCAGCAUAACAGUUGUUUUCCAUUUUUACAAAGAAAAGAAAAAUCGAAUAUUAUCAUAUUGACACACCCUGUGUUAAAUUUUAUUUUUCUGCAUAUGUGUUUUUCCCAUACUGAAGCACUUGUUCCUUUAGUAAGUAAACAGUAUCCUAUUUGCUACUAAUUACAACAACUCGUGUACAAAUCUAUGUUUACAUUCACAAAUUUCCACGAUUCCGAUUCUCCCCUCACUCGCUAUGAGUACAGCAAUGGAAAGAUAAAUAAUACCCAACAAAAAACCAAAAAACCCGAAUUGACAACGAUAACAGCACAAGAAUAUCCGGAAGGAUAUGCAAAUUAAAACCUCGGAAAGUCUGAGAGGAUAACGUCGUAACCGCACCCCUUCAAACAGAUGAUGCGCGCGAGAUGAAUGAGGUGAAAACUUUCCCUUCGUGUUUUUUUUUGUAAUGAGAAUUUUCCACCAUACUUUAUCAUCGACCGAAAAUUUCCUCUUUCUUGUCUUCGAGCGAUACCGUUUUGUUGUUUUUUCCCUAACAGAACAUUUCAAGUAUUAUUUGGACAAAUAUAGCUUGUUUCCUGGAUGAAGCAUUUUUAAUAUCGGCCCUUUUGGGGAAAGCUGCCGGCUCUGGCGGAAUAUUCACGAACGGUUGAAUGUGAUUAGACGGCCGACUCAAUGUUAUCCCCCCGUAACACCGAAAGGUUUCAGAUUACAUUGCACAUGUUCGAAACAGCGUGUAAUGUUAAAUAUUUCAAUCUGGUAGAAAAUAUCGAAGGGUGUUCCCCGCUACGGAAUUCUAGAUAGUUUCGAGUGAAAGAAUCUGUCAAGCAGCGGACAAAUAAAUGCUGCUUGUAAAAAGGGGUUUUUGGCGUACAAAAUCUGCGCAUGAUUACGCAGCCGUGUAAAAGCACGUAUGCUCCUUGGUCUUUCGCCGUUACAAUGCAGCAUUUGCUGUGUGCACAUGCACGGACAAGAUUUCACUGUUUCUAAUGGUUCGCAUUUUUUUCCGAUGCAUUCUAAUGUUAUGCAAGUCUUUCCUUUUUGCGCUCCUCCUCUUUCCUACAAAGUUAUUCAACACGUACAACAAAAAAAAAAACGUCAGCAAAAUCUACGCAAAACCAUCUCGGGGAAAAAAGAAUGCCAAGCAUCCUCUUCAGGUCAACCAGAAGAAGGAUUGCAAACCCGGUUCGGAUAGGCUUUUGAGUUCUACUUUUAACCUAUAACCCUUCUAGAGAGGGAGAGAGAGAGAGAGAGAGAACGAGAGAAAGAAAGAGAGAGAGAAAGAUAGUAUGUUGGCUCUUAGUUAUGCACAAAAGAAGUCUAUGGAAAGGAUGUAAGAUGUUAACGUCGCUCCUAAGGUCGGUUUCAAUGCUUCGGAAUUGUUGUUGUAUUAUUGUACUUCUUCCCAUUUUGCGGUGCAUGGAGCAAGAAAUGUGUGCUGCAGCACAACGGAAGGAAUGCAUCGCGAAAGGAUUUUUGUGAAAAUGUCAUGCACUUUCUUUUUUUGUUUUGCGCUGAGGGUGCAGUUGUGCACGUGCAUUUAUAAUGUCACUUGACACAGAUAAUUCACUACUUUUGUUAGUGUUUGGAUUGACUUCGGUUUUGCUAUAGUUUGAGGAAAUCUGUGUUGAUUUGGAAACUGCUACCCAGAGCAUUGUAUGGUUAAAAUUUCGCUCUUAUUGUAUUCAUUAUUUCGGGGUCUUGUAAUGAUUUAAUCAAGACAUAUUUCCGGUCCCAAAUCUUCGCUAGAAAUGUAAGAUUAUUUAUUUGAAAAUGUAACUGCAUCGAAUUCUGGAGUUAUUCAGAGAAUUCCUAAAAUAGCCCAACGUUUUUGUCGACUAACGGUCGAUAAAGAGCGGUUAGAAAAUUAACUAUGAAGAGGCAGAACAUUUUUUUGUCACCAACUAACUGGAAAAAAUCACUCCUUACAAAAAAGACGAGUUGAGAUUAGAUUCGAUCCAGGACAUUCAGUGUAUUAGACCAAGCGUCGAAGUACAAUUCCUCGGAAGUCCUGUUAACAGAGGCACAUAUUAAUUUAUGUCCUCAGUUUCUUUCCUUUUGUGAGCUUUGAAUGUGUUAUACUCAACAAAGGAAGAAUUUGCUCAUUAUGUAUCAUUACCCAAGGAACGAGUUUCUGCCACAUUUCCCAAACACUCGCUCACUUGGUGAGCAGUGAGAAAUGUUUUUAAUAACCUUUUUGAAAUAUGUUUUAACAUUCAAUUUAAAUCAUGCUGUGAUUUGUUUCCGUGUACAGCGCAAAGAGAAAGAGCGAAAAAAAACAUACAUUUUCCGGUGCCACACGUCUACGUCCUUAUUACCGGGUUUCAGUAACGACUGUCAAAACCGGAUGUCGAGAAUACAAACAGGAUUUCGACCCAAUGUGAUCCUUCGCUACAAUAAUAGGUUUUAGGGCACGCUUUUAAUGGUCACGUGCCGUGCCAGUGUAAGGUGUAUGGAAAUUUUACAAGCGCACAAAAAAUGACUAUUCUACGACAAGGAAGAGCAGGGGCGCGUUUUUUUUUGUUGCGAUAAGCAUUUCCAAAUGCCGGGCAUUAACAAUGGAGACCAGAAGAAAGGAUAAGGGGAAAAAUAGAGAAGAGCAUUCUUAAAAGACCAUUCCAAUGUCUAGAGCAGCAAAAUCAAUGAACUGAGACGUUUUGUAAGGGUUUUAUAUUUUUUUGUGGUAAGAUUUUAUUCCAUCAUAAGUUGGACCAAUCGAAACCUUUGAGUUGAGGGGUUAGUGCUUUUUUUUUUUGCUCCGCUUACCUCCGCUCGUUAUGUUUUUUCCAAGGGGUAUAAUGAUUGUACUAUCAUUACCAUCGCUAAUGUCGACAACACCGGGAGAAUUCAUCGAUUCCAUCGAUUAAGCAUGUCGAGCGACAAACACAAGCGCCCCCUGGAGAGGAACGGUGGAAUGAGAUUUUAAAAUAUCCCUUUUUGGCCUUUUCGAGCUGGAAGCAAAGGAUAUUCGUUCGUUCGUUGUACGAUGUAGACCGAGAGGGUUAGAAGGAUUUCAUUUUGCAAAUUUUCAGGCGAUGCUGCUGGUUUCCUAAUGCUACAACCCUUCACCCCGUGCACGGUAGGCGGAAUUUGCGCUUCACCGGCAAUUUGAUAAACACGAGCAGUAAAAGUGUGCCGUAGAAGGGAGGAAUAAGGCGCAAUGGAGCUAAGGCAAGCUCCACAAAAACACAACUCCACCACACACUCGUGUUCGUUGGCGCUUCAACUGGGACGUUGAUGAAUGCAAUUCUGCAAGGCGGUUUGCUGACGGGCUGACAACUUGGCUGCAGCAACCCCAGCACACACACACCUGUUAUUUACUUGCCUGUGGUGUGGCAGCCCGGCACCACCAGGCUCACAUGAGCCCCGAGACACAUGGGAAAGGUGUGUGUUAGUGUCCGUACCACCACAUGGCCGCUUAAUAUUUGCCGGCGGUAUAAAGAACUAAAGAAGGCAAAAUGCGCGAAGAAAAGGGGUGGUUGGGUAGUUUGAAUCCACUUUCAAUUCGUGCUGACUUUUCGACCCGGUUCUCUCGUGUGUGCAUCCUCUGCAUGCAAUCAAAAAUGUGCUUUCACAGCCAAACCGUGCCAUACUUACAUCGCGCAAAGGAAAAAAACCCUUCCUUUUUUGCCCUAUGUGCCCCUAUGUAAACGUUUGUUUCUUUGUACGCGUACACGUCAUGUUGGGAAUGGCGUACCUGCCGAGUCGACGAGGAGCCCUCCUGUGCGCUGUGAAGAUCCUCGCUUGGCUAGACGAUCGAUUACGAAUUCAGGCCUUGUUUUAAGUGUGGUCGGGUUGGGAGUUCCUUUCUUUCGAGAUGGCAAAGAGAAAACGGGACAGCAAUAGUUUACCUUUUCAUUAAUCGAAUGAAACGAAUGUCCUUAAAAGUUGAAGAACUACAAAGUUGUAUGAUGUUCAAUAAUGUCAAAAAAUAUAAUUCCUCAACAUUUAUUUACUUACUUUUUUGCAAAUUUGUUUCAAAUUUCUUUUAAUUUAUUUGAAUUCUUGUUAGAAUAUUACAAAAAAUCAUCGCAAGAGGAAACGUCCUCUUCCGCUAACAGUCGAAUCCUUUAAUUUUUUUUUGAACUAUUUGAAAAAUUAUAUUGGAGAAGUGUUUUUCAUCACUUAUUUGAGUGUUUUGGGUUCUAUCUUAGCAAUAUAGGCAAUAUUCGGCAAAUGUUCUCCUUUAACUAUUGGAGAGUUCCCCUGGACAUCCCUAUUAUGUCAGUUUGGCGGUUUAUUUCGAUGAACGAGUAGUUGCCAAAUAUCCUGUGGAAUAAAUAAAAAAACGCAAGCUAUGUGAUACACCCUGUAUAUUGAAUGGUUGAAGAAAUGGUUUUAAAAGGAACUUUUGCACCGAUGAUGAUGAUGGUUGCCUGCCGGAACAAAACAGCGAACACUACGGGACGCUACAUCUGCAAGAUUGAGAUUGCGGCGAAUUGCAAAACCCCCGUCGCAGCAGGGUGUCGAAGGAACGCAAAACAAUGGAGAGAGGGGAGUGGAGAAUAGGGAUAAUAAUUCCGGACAUAACGAAUGUAUUAAAUUUAAUUAUCCUUUCAACGAAACUCCACUCCACAGAUAAUACUUUCGCACCGGUUCCGAGUGAGUGAUUGUUGUGAGGUGGUUUCGACAAGUCCGGGGUUGGUUUAUGCUUUUCCAGCCUGUGUCUGCUGCCGGUUCCAUUGUCACGAACUUUGUUGCGUAGAUAGUAUGUAAUCAUUUUUGUGGUAAAAUAUUUCAAGAGCGCAAGAAAAUCGUCAUCUGGCGUGGUCGGUGGGGCGUCUUUUUUGUUAAUGCAACAACCGACUGGGUUGAUAUUAGUGAUUUGCUACCAUUCCUUACAAGCAAAUCUUUUGCAUCAAGUGGAAAACAAUAAGCUUCACUUCACUUUCUGCCCCUGUCAGCAGUUAUUUUCUGUUCAUUUUGCAACAAACUAGAUGACAGACCCGUGUCCUACGACAAAAUGCACAAAUCAAUCGCCUCCUGCUUCUCGUUAGCUGUGUACGGGCGUGUGUUGAUGCGGAAAGGUUCCUUGCCAAUUGUGCACGAUGACGAUGGAGUGUGGCUGUUCCCGGGAACAUCGAAGCGACCCAACGUUACCGAUGUUUGUCGUUCAGCUUUGUAAUUUGUUCCAUUUGCGCACCAGGGAAUCACCCAGAGAGACCGGAUCGUAACGGGCAUACUCAAGCGGCUGUUUCAAGCCCUGCAGCAGCAGCAUCGCACUAGAGAGCAAGAGUAGCCCCAUUGCAUGAGUGAUGAAGCGAAUCAACGCGCAAUCGCUUGUACAAGCGGCCGCGGCACGGUACACCCGAUGGAAGCGUGCUGAUCAAGAAGCAAGUUUUUAAUGAGUAUUUACCCAUAGCAUCAAAUCUUCUGUACAACCGAACCAUGUUGUAGCGCCUUUUUGCAGGGAAUUUCAAGUCUCUCUGUCCUAGGUACGAAUCAGCUAGGAAAGUAGCGAAAGUAAAAGCCUGUUUGCGUAACAUAUUUUCCACCGACUGGCACUGGAACCGUUGGUGUUUGUAGCCGUACCAAACACUUGGACAUAUUCCUUUAGACGCUUCAUGGAGGAGGACAUUUUCCGCUCCGAUCGCCCCGAGUUACGGUCAUGUAACGUUUUUUUCAAACUUUAUGCAAAUUUGCGACAAUAAUCAGAAUUGAUAGAAGAAUGAUUUGACUGUAAAAACUGUUCGUCAAAAGCGUGAAACAAAGAGAAGCAAAAGAAAAUGCCAAUGCCCCGAACUCUCAGUCGAAGUGAGAAAAUCAUUAUAAAUUGUUGCGGCCCUCAUGACUAUGACGAUAAACGAGCAAGCAUUUGAAGAAACGAUUUGCUUUGUGCCAAAAAAAACGGAAAAGAAAAGGGGUAACAAUUAUUUAAGGCUUGAGCAAUAUAAUCUGUUCGUAGCUAGUCAAGAAGUAACACGUAAAGUAGGAUUAAAUCGAAUCGCGCAGGGCCGGAGAGAGAGAGAAAAAAAACAAAGAACAAAUUAAAACAUUGUAUAAAAGCGAAUGUUUUUUUAUUUGUGUGUGUAUGUUGAAUAUGUCAGCAAAAAAGAAGAAUUCAAUUCGAAACAUUUGUGAUCAUAACGAGAGUGUUUGUCAUUGGUUUUUAACAUUUCUGUUCCUUAUGUUGUUUCGGUUUUUUGUUUGGUUUCAAUUGAAACGCGUUACACGCAAUAGCUGACACACCACUCAUAGCGAAUUUUCCGUGUAUUUAGGUUUCCUCCAAACCCCCUACCCCCCCUUUUGCGGCAAAGAAGAGAAAGAGACUUGAUUAUAGAAAUACAGGGAAAAUCAUUGAUAGCCAUUUCAAACUGCGACACAUCUUACAAGGCGGCGGCAAUAUUGCAAUGAUGAAUUAUUUUAGAUUAAUUUACUAGAAACAAAUGGUUAUAUUAAACAAACAAAAAAAAAACGAAGAAACAAAAGUACGAGAAGUGUAAUAAGAUUUGGCAUAUAGCGAUUACACAUUCGGAGAAAAUUCACUAUUGAGAUCUUGUCUUAUCGUACCGUACUUUUAGAGCAAUUUCAAUUGAAAUCUCAAUUCAAAAUGUGAACCAUCUUGCUGAUAAAACACUAGUGAGUCACUAAUUUCACGGACAAACGUGUACAGGGAAGGUUAUAAAGGCUGGUAACAAACAAAAAAAAGAACAAACGGUGGAUUAAAGUUUGCAAACCCGGAAAAGAACACAACUAAGUCAACUAACUCGAAUGAGGGAAAUUUGAGGACGCCAAAAAUGUAUAAUGCCAAAGCAAAACAGCAAAGUUAGGGAGAACGGAUGGUGAAAAACAAUGUGGAAAAAAAACGAUCGAAUUUAUCACAAAGUAAUUAUUUAAAAUAAUGACUUUUUUUUAGACAUUUUGUAAACAAUCCUUUUUUAAGAGCUUAAACGAACAAAAAAAUGAAAAUCUGCGCAAGGUUUAACGACGCGUUUACCGCCAAUAAGAUAAAAAACUAAGCUGUAUCUAGCAGAUAGAGAAAAGGAAACAAAGAGGAAAGAAAAAUUGUAAAGUUUAGCGAGUUAUGGUGUAAGAGUACUGGGAAAUGUAGGGAAAGAAAUUGGGACAAAUAAAUCCACACACCCAUCAACACCCAGGGAACAUCAAUGGAAACGAAUCACCACUUUCAAAAAACAAAAGUGAAACAAAAAACAUGUAAAUACCCUAACGAAACAAUUGUGGCAUGUCUGUAUUACAUGUCCUACCGUAAAAGAAUAUUAAACAAAACCUUGUACACAACGCAAAAAAACAUCGUAAAAUUAAAGAAAAGCUAUAACCGGGAAGAGAGAGAAAUAAAACCAAACGGAAAGAAUUCAUCUGGAAAAUUAGAACAGUUGGCUCUCUGCACAAAGGAGAUAGAAACCAGGACAUAACAUUUUUCUAUAGUUCGAUGUCUAACGCAAGGACAAUGAAAGAAAACAAAAAAUAUGUGAAAGUGUGUGUGUGUGUGUGUUGGAAAAGUUAAACCCCCCAAAAAAAAAGGAGCAGAGCGCAAAGAGUGCGUGUGAAAAAAUUAAGUAAAGAAAAAAAAACAAACAAUAUUUGUGAAAAUAAAAAAAGAGCUAUAUAUACAACAGAAGAAUACGAGAAAACAGGAUUCAAGAACAGAACAGGAUAAGCAGACCGAGGAGCAUAGUUUGCAAACAGAAAUAAGGCAACAAACAAACCAAAAAAAAGAACAAAAAAAAAAGAGAAAAACGAAGAGGAUUGUAAAACCACAUUAGAAGAAAACACAGUACAUGUUAUUGUAAUCAUUUAACAAGUGA
Molecule: messenger RNA, 16061 nt
Organism: Anopheles funestus (African malaria mosquito)
Lineage: Eukaryota; Metazoa; Arthropoda; Insecta; Diptera; Culicidae
Product: protein pangolin, isoforms A/H/I/S-like
Exons: 3
Coding region: 1256-2872 (538 amino acids)
Biological process (GO): regulation of transcription by RNA polymerase II; canonical Wnt signaling pathway
Cellular component (GO): beta-catenin-TCF complex
Molecular function (GO): DNA-binding transcription factor activity, RNA polymerase II-specific; RNA polymerase II cis-regulatory region sequence-specific DNA binding
Source: RefSeq, a predicted model, not a curated record